Sinocyclocheilus rhinocerous is the source of this 977-nucleotide messenger RNA. RefSeq names its product transmembrane protein 256-like. Bases 206 to 448 code for a protein of 80 amino acids. Gene Ontology annotation, cellular component: membrane. NCBI's taxonomy places the organism in Eukaryota, Metazoa, Chordata, Actinopteri, Cypriniformes, Cyprinidae. The record is from RefSeq and is a predicted model, not a curated record. The transcript has 4 exons.
AAUUUGUUUGAUCUUAACUAGUUCAUUGUCACUUCACUGAAAAGCUUUACCGGAACGCUCACGUGAUGUGAAACUGUGCCUUUGGACGCCAUCUUGGCUCAGCGCUCGUAAUUACGAGUAGAUAGCGUCAUUCUUCCUGUUAGAUCCGUAAUGACAUCAGUUUCCUGCAUGAGCUUACAGUUGUUCCCUGGUUACUUCAGGAGUCAUGAACGCCGCUUCGCUGGUCCAGAGGGUAGCAGGGAUUUCUGGAGCUCUUGCUAUCGCAGCAGGUGCAUAUGGAGCUCACGGAUUCAGACACAGUGAAGCGAGUGAUUACCAGAGAGAGUUGUAUGAUACAGCAAACAAGUAUCACAUCUACCACAGUCUGGCAUUGUUAGGAGCUGCUCGCUGUAGAAAACCUGCUCUGUGUGAAUGUUAUCAGAAUAAGUCACUUUACUGCUAUUCAUAAGUCCUCAUGGGAUAGUAAAGUGUCCAUCGGGAUGUGCACUUCAGAAUCUCACCAGAACUAGUAAGUCAUCAGGGUAUUUUUCGCCUACUCUUGUGCCUGCUAUACUGUUUUUCAGUCAUUCAACUCUUUUCAUAAACAGUUAGUUGCCUACUAUAUGGUGAAGUAUGCGGUUUUAUAUGCAGCCCAUGUUAACCUGCCACUCUUUGAAUUGUGGACUGAACGUCAGUGACAUAAUCAAAUGUCACUGAUUUAUGAGUUUCUACUGAUUGAACAUCACUGAUAUCAAACCUGACACCUGGCACUCUAUUUGAUUUGUUACCAUUGUCUGCAUGUAUUAUCAAUCUACACUGUUUAAACGAUAUUAAUUUCAUGUUUAAAUUCACAUAAUAAACACCUUUUGAUCAUCGUCAGGCUGAAAGCAAAUGAAUAGAGUAGUAGAAGAAUGAUACUCAUUAUGCUGUACUUUGCUUGAUGACCUCCACGGAACAAAGUGUCUGUUGGUUUGAAAUGAAUUGAAUAAAGAACCAAA